AGAGAUUUAGGACAAUUUUUCCAAUACAGUAUACUAGAAUUGAGUUAAGUUAUGAUUGUUUUUAGUCAGAGUGGCACCUCAGACAUCAAUGCAGGAGUGAUGAUAAACCUCAAAGUACUGAAUCUUUUGACAUCACAAUAUAUAUGGAGUGUUAAGGCCGCAUUGAAAACAAAACAAAAGGUAAUUAAAAAAAGCUCCACAUUUGUCAUUCUGACACACUUAUGGUUACCACUGUGCGCUUUUCUCCCAUCCCUCCCCAAACACAUCAUACAUACUUAUGACUUUAAUCUUUAAAACUUACGAUUUCAUCCUUGUGAUCUUACUACUUUAUUCUUGUAAUUUUUCAUAUUUGUUUUUAUCCUUAACGUGGCUCUUUAAUUUCACCAUACUUAAUAAUUAUGAAGGUUCUUUUGGGAGAAAGAAAAAGUUUACUUAUUAUCAGUGCACCAGCAGAGGCAAUAAGAACAUCCCUUUAAGUUCUUGUUUUUGAUACUCAGCAGUGGUGGUCCCUACAUUUUACAGAUAUGAUUUUAAUAUACUGGUUUGAGCAUAUAUAAGAUAUUUUGUAUCCCGCCAAAGUGUAUGCUGUUAAGAAAAUUGAUUGUGACUUAUUUUAUUUUAUUUUUUGAACCUUUCGUGACCCAUGCAUGGGUUCCAACCCAGAUCUUUAUCAUCAGUGCUAUACAAUAUUACAGGGUUUAUAAUUUAUCACUUAAUAAAACAUUUGACACAUAGUUCGUUUUUGUUUGUAUAUAAAUCAUCAUUAGAAGUGUGUGCGCCCUGAAUAGACUUGCUGUGGUUCUAUUUUUCUAUUUCCGGUGCUCGUACGUCGCUCCCUCCCCGCUCUCUCUCCUCUAAGUCUGCUGUCAGUUCUCCAUCGUCACUCUCUCCUGGUGCGUCUCUCUGCCGUCUCUCAUUCUAGGCAAAAGUUUGUAUACAGAAUAAAGCGUGACGUCGGCCGCUGAAUGGGUUUACGGUAACUUCAGUGUUAGUGUUUGGGUCACUCUGGUCACAGACAUGGAACCCCCGGACUUCGAAGCCAUGAACUACACGGUGGAGCAGGUGCCGCCGAUGUACCCACUGUGUGAGGAGUGGAGGGAAGGAGCGGAGGGCGCCGUCUUCCACCUGGCCAACAUCUUCCUCUUCCUCGGCUUCAUGGGUGGCAGCGGCUUCUACGGACUCCUCUACCUGUUCACCUUCCUCGCACUGGGCUUCUUCUGCUCCACGCUGUGGGCUUGGUCGGACCCCUGCACCACCGACACGUUCCUGUGGAGUUUCGCUCUGUUCGGCGUCACUUUGGGGCAGGUGCUGCACGUCGCCCACCGCCUGCGGAGCGUCUCCUUCGAGAGGGAGUUCCAGGACCUCUACCAGCACCUCUUCCAGAAGCUCGGGGUGUCACUUUCCCAGUUCGGGAAGAUAAUAGCUUGCUGCGACAGUGACAUCCACACUUUGGAGACGAACAACUGCUUUGCCAUCGAGGGAAAAACCCCCAUCGACAAACUGUCGGUGCUGCUGUCCGGCAGAGUGUGUGUGACUGUAAAUGGAGAGUUCCUGCAUUACAUCCACCCCUUCCAGUUUCUGGAUUCGCCUGAGUGGGACUCCCUCAGACCAGCAGAGGAGGGCAUUUUUCAGGUGACUUUACGUGCCGAUGACCCUUGUCGGUACGUGGCGUGGAAGAGAAAGAAACUCUAUCUGCUUUUCGCCAAACAUCGCUACAUUGCCAAGAUCUUUGCCCUGAUUGUGCGAAAUGACAUUGCAGAGAAGCUGUACUCCCUGAACGACAAGGCUUUCAACGAGUCCGGCCAUCGCUACGAUCUCCGGUUACCCAGUUACUGUCACAUGCCAGGGCCUGAAUUAGAAAAGGCAGAUGUCUUACAAGUGCCAGUGCAGAGUGGAAGGACUGCCUAAAAACACACACAUGUUCACACUGCUCCAGACUUGACUUGUUUGUAACCGACUCACUAUGAGCAGGAAAAUAAUGUAAAUAUAAUGUUAAUGAAGAAUGUGAGGUGAGCCUUAAUAAAUGUAAAUAUGUGUGUGGUAGUUACUGUAGGAGAGCAGGUCAACCUGCCAUUGAUCUUGUCAACUCAAGCGGAGAUAAUAUCCUCAAGAGACUGAUAUCUGGGAACUCUCACACAACUCCAAAGGCUUGUAAAGUUGCCAUUUUUGCCUCCAUGGAUGUGAGACGUUGAAGAACUAAACUACUUGGCCUUUUUCAAUCUGACUUAUCAUGCAGUGAUCCGAUUUAUUCACUUCUUGAUAUGUGUUAAAAUGACAAAUAAAUGUCACACUCUUUACUAGCAUUUGAUGCUUUUUUGUGUCCAUACAAUCAAUAGGCUGCUUUAAUGUGGUAAAUGUUGCAUCUUACUAUGAUGAUCCUGUGAUUUUGAGUAAACAUAUUAAAUCUUCACUAUGACUUGAACAGUCACCGCAGUGAGCCGUGUGUGUCUUUGUGUUAGUAAAUGGUUUCUGUUGCAAAAAAGGACUGAACUGAACACAACAAAUGUCUGUUUUAAACAACUAAACAACACAAAAGUAGAAGUCAACUUCUGUGUUUUACGAGUACAGAAACCGGAGAAAGCUUGAAGAAGUACUUGGGCAUUUACACCCUGUGAGAAACUUUAAUUAGAAUAAAUGGGCUGUCACCUCGGACAACAGAAUCCAGUUCUCUAAAUACAUAUGUGGUUGUUUGCCAAAAUAAAAUCUGAUCCUCAAAAAGUCAAAGACUGUAAGACUAGUAGCUGUGAAAAGACUUCAGUGACAUAUCAAGAUAUAAGCAAUAACAAUUGUUGAAUCUGAUUCAUUCAUGAGCAAGUAACGAUGGGGACACUGUAUCUUUCACUGAGUGUCA
Messenger RNA from Cynoglossus semilaevis (tongue sole), 2851 nucleotides. It is a transcript of the gene popdc3, whose product is annotated as popeye domain cAMP effector 3. NCBI's taxonomy places the organism in Eukaryota, Metazoa, Chordata, Actinopteri, Pleuronectiformes, Cynoglossidae. Gene Ontology annotation, cellular component: sarcolemma. Gene Ontology annotation, biological process: striated muscle cell differentiation; skeletal muscle tissue development; heart development. The transcript has 3 exons. The coding region runs from base 1018 to 1908 and encodes 296 amino acids. The record is from RefSeq and is a predicted model, not a curated record. Gene Ontology annotation, molecular function: cAMP binding.